Molecule: messenger RNA, 282 nt
Organism: Exophiala aquamarina CBS 119918
Lineage: Eukaryota; Fungi; Ascomycota; Eurotiomycetes; Chaetothyriales; Herpotrichiellaceae
Exons: 4
Coding region: 1-282 (93 amino acids)
Biological process (GO): endoplasmic reticulum to Golgi vesicle-mediated transport
Cellular component (GO): endoplasmic reticulum membrane; COPII-coated ER to Golgi transport vesicle; Golgi membrane
Source: RefSeq, a predicted model, not a curated record
AUGCUUUCUCUCUUCGGCUUCGGUCCUAUCAUAUACGCGGGUUGCCUAUUUCUCAACGCGGUCGCCAUCUUGUCCGAAGACCGUUUCCUCGCCCGAAUCGGCUGGGGGAAGUCCUCACUCAAUGAUCCCGCUGGCGGACCGGCAUUUGGAACGCCCGGUCAAGACCCCGAGAGUUUUCGCAGCAAAGGCAUUCAUUUGAUCUCCAGCAUCAGAACUCUAUGUCGAGUGCCUCUGAUUGGAGUCAACCUCACGAUCAUCGUCUAUGAGCUUCUCCUAGGCUAG